CGGGCGGUUCUCAUUUGAAAUUUAAGCGGCCAUCUCUCUCUCUCUGCUCGGAAUCCAUGGCGGCCGAUUUCCAGAAGGAGCUUCUCUCUUCGCUGGUCUCCGACAUCAAAAACUACAGUGGCUCAGAUCCCCUUCGGCCAUGGCUUCACGGCGUUCGGAGGAUGAAAGAAUCGCUGCCUUCUCAUAUCCUCAAGGAGAAGCUCCCUCGAUUCCUCCAGAAAUGCGCCCAGACCUUCGAAUCCGACCGGAAAUACCGCAACGAUUCUCGGUACCUUCGCGUUUGGAUCGAACUGAUGGAUUACGUGGAUGAUGCAAAAGUGAUUUUGAGAAGGAUGGAGAGGAAUCAGAUCGGAUUGAAGCGAUCGAUGUUUUAUUCGGCCUAUGCUCUAUACUACGAGAAGCAGAAGAAGUUUGAAGAGGCGGAGAAGAUGUACCAUUUGGGGGUUCAAAACCUUGCAGAGCCAGUUGGUGAGUUACAGAAAUCUUAUGAAAAAUUUCUUCAUCGCUUGAUGCUGUACAAGAAACGGAAAGCUAAACUGCAGGAAGCUGUCACCAACAAAGGGAGACCAACUUCUAAAUAUAUUCAUCAAGGUAGUAAUAUUAGUGAACAAAAAGGGACUGAAGAAAUUAGGGAUUUGACUCCAAGCAACUAUCACAUGGUUAUUCCAGACAGAACAUCUCAGCAGUCUCUUUCCAACACUAACCCUGCAGAUCAUCACGAAUUAGUUGAGAACAUUAAUCUGAUGGAAGGAAGCUCCAAUUGUACAGGUUUUACAAAUUUUAAAGAUGAAUUCCCAGUGUCAACAAAUGUCAAAAGUAUCCCUGAGUACCAAGGAAAUACUGCAGAUUCGGAUCGGCAAACUCCAUUUUGUAGUGAUGAAACAGUUGUGGUGAAGUUUGUAGAUUCGGCUAUUGUUGGCAAGUCUUAUGCAGAAGAUGCCUGUCAUCAUGGUUUAGUGGAUCCCACAAUCAACAUGAAGGAAGCUAUGAAUGCCAUAAGCAGUAUGUUUCGGGAGCCCCUGGAACCAGAGCCAGUUGUUAAGAGAUCACAUCGAAGUACACCAAAAGUAAACCAGCAAAGCAGUGAAUUUGAGGUGUACAUUGAUGAAAGCUCCGAAGAUGGGCCAGACCUAUGUCAUCAGAACCCAAAACGUGACCAGAAUUGUGCUAAGAAACCACCCAACCUGCAGACUCGUAAGCAUCACAAACCCUUUAGUUCAGAUACAUCAAAAAAAUCAAUGAAGGCAGAGCUACAGAAACCAUUCUUUGGAGCAUUCAAAAUAUUGGCUGAUGAUGAUGAUGAUGAUGAUGAUGAAUGUGAUGAUAAAAAUGAUGAAGGGAACAAUAGGUAUUUGGAAGAGUCAGAGCAACCUGCUCUAUCUCUAAAUGCAUCGGUCUUCUUAAAUCCAGAUCGUCUAAAUUUUGGCAGUUGUGAUAAUCUCAAUAUGAUCAGCUCAGGACUAAAAGAAGACACGGUGAUUAGAAGAUUUGUUGGAUCAACUGUUCUUGGUGAACCUGAAGUAGAAAAUGCAUGCCACCAUGGUCUGGUUGAUCCCACUAUCAACCUGAAGGAGGCUAUGGACGAGAUUAACAGCAUGUUUGGAAAGCCAAUAAAUUUUGUCAGGGGUGAGAAACCGAAAAAGAAGCAAGGUAAUGUGUCAUUAAAUCAGAAACCAGCCAAUCAUGGCUUCUCUAUAUUGGCAGAUGAUGAUUUAGAAGAGUCAAAAGGAAAAGGUUCGACAAGCAUUUCCUCUAACUUUGGUAAGGAGUGUGAUUUAUUUGAGCCAACCAUUUUUACCAAGGAGGCUAUGGAUGAGAUAAAUGAAAUGUUCGGAAAACCAUUGGACUUCUAAGAUCAUAGAUGAAGAACAAGUAAUCUUAUCCUGUAAAAGAUUGCUGUGUGAUUGGUGGAGUUGCAUCAGUCUUUUUCCCCGCGACAAUCUUGUGUGAUGAAGAUUUCAUGAUAGUAGUUCCCAUAUUUGAUGAAAACUAUAAUGGUAUUCGAACAUCUUGAUGUUGUCAUGUCUGGUGCAUGGCCUUAUUGGAGGUCACCCAAGAAACCGAUGAAGCAUUAGAUAUUGAAGAUCUGAAAGAGAGAAGUGAUCAUUUAAGUGGCAUGCAGACCUCAGUCAUUGCAGACGCAAGAAAGAUGAAUGUCAGACAUGUUCAAAUUGGCCCCUUUGAAAGGACCAUAGACCCAGACUUCUGUUGAAAUUUUGAUAGUCUUUUUCUCUAAUCUGCUGCAAAACAAUUUUUUUGAGAAAAGUUGUAAAACUUUUUUACUUAAGCUUGCAUUGCAUCUUUAGUAUGACUGGAAUACUAGUGACUUGUUUGGAUGGA
This is a messenger RNA of Phoenix dactylifera (date palm), 2340 nucleotides long. RefSeq names its product Mad3/BUB1 homology region 1. The record is from RefSeq and is a predicted model, not a curated record. Gene Ontology annotation, molecular function: protein kinase activity. NCBI's taxonomy places the organism in Eukaryota, Viridiplantae, Streptophyta, Magnoliopsida, Arecales, Arecaceae. Gene Ontology annotation, biological process: mitotic spindle assembly checkpoint signaling; meiotic sister chromatid cohesion, centromeric.